AUGCCCGACGCCGCCUUCGUGUGCCCGAUCAGCGACUUCAGUGAGGUCAUGCUGAUGCUACGAGCCUCGACUGGUCCGUCCGUCUGCGCGGGCUGCUGCGACGCCGGCCAGAUUCGACAGGGUCCCCGACGGGAGGCCUACCAGUUCCGUGUCCUUCGACAAAGGCAACCUUGCUGGCCGCGAAUCCUGCUCCCGAGUAUGCGCGACGGAUCAUUUCGGCCUGAGUUUCGGCAAGCGGGCUUGCAACUCCACCCUUGCCAUCGG
Molecule: messenger RNA, 264 nt
Organism: Mesorhabditis spiculigera
Lineage: Eukaryota; Metazoa; Nematoda; Chromadorea; Rhabditida; Rhabditidae
Source: the annotation of a GenBank genome assembly